AUGGUUCUUGGAACAAUGGCAAGACAUUUGGACACAAUAAUAGGGCCUGGAGUGAUGCUUCUUUAUCCUCUAUACGCAUCAAUGAGGGCGAUUGAAAGCCCUUCAACCUUAGAUGAUCAACAAUGGCUAACGUAUUGGGUUUUGUACUCCUUCAUGACCCUCUUUGAGCUUUCCACUCAUAAGAUCCUAUGUUGGUUUCCAAUUUGGGCAUACCUGAAGCUUGUGUUUUGCAUCUGGUUGGUACUGCCAAUGUUCAAUGGAGCGGCUUAUAUAUAUGAGAAUUAUGUGAGGCAAUACAUCAAGAAUAUUGGAAGCCAUGGAAGUUCCAAUUAUUCUGAGGAGUACAAGAAGGUGUUUCACAUGAUGAGCUUCGAUGCAAGGAAAGCAGUUGAACGCUAUAUCGAUAGAUAUGGCCCUGAUGCCUUUGAGAGAGUAAUCAGAGCGGCUGAAAAAGAAGCAAAGAAGCGCUGA
Messenger RNA from Sphenostylis stenocarpa, 471 nucleotides. The record is from the annotation of a GenBank genome assembly. Lineage: Eukaryota; Viridiplantae; Streptophyta; Magnoliopsida; Fabales; Fabaceae.